UUACACUUGGCACAAUGCAGUCAGACAAGUAUCGUUCUCCUGGCAACCGCCAAACCCAGAAACAUCUAUCAGAUUGCCAGACAGAGAGGCAUGAUUGGUCUCUCCAGAGAACAUGUCUGCACUGCUCUAGAGUCCAGUGGCCGCUUGCUUCCACUGUUGCUGUUGUUCCCAGUUGCUUCCACAUUGUUAUAAUACCACUAACAGUUGACCGUGGAAUAUUUAGUAUCAAGGAAAUUUAACGGAUGGACUUAUUGCACAGGUAGCAACCUACCAUGCUUGAAUUCACUGAGCCCCUGAGAGCGACCCAUUCUUUCACAAAUGUUUGUAGGAGUCUGCAUGCCUAG
Molecule: messenger RNA, 344 nt
Organism: Staurois parvus
Lineage: Eukaryota; Metazoa; Chordata; Amphibia; Anura; Ranidae
Source: the annotation of a GenBank genome assembly